This is a messenger RNA of Saccostrea cuccullata (small rock oyster), 1192 nucleotides long. Its product is annotated as E3 ubiquitin-protein ligase Trim36-like. The record is from RefSeq and is a predicted model, not a curated record. The coding region runs from base 59 to 1003 and encodes 314 amino acids. The transcript is spliced from 2 exons. Gene Ontology annotation, molecular function: zinc ion binding. Lineage: Eukaryota; Metazoa; Mollusca; Bivalvia; Ostreida; Ostreidae.
CAGAUAUAGAAGUUGAUAGCACGGCGGACACCAUUUUGUUGAAAGAACAACCUCUUAAAUGGCUACCGCUAGAUCGUUUGCUCAGCAUUUUAUUGAAUGCGAGAAUUGUGAGGAAAACCCCGCGCAAUUCCUGUGCAAAACGUGCGUUGGUCAUCUUUGUGAAAUAUGCAAAACAGAGCAUGAGUCAAGAAAAUUAACAAAAAAUCACGAACUGAUACAUUUACACAAAAAUAAGGAGGGUACCCUUGGCCUACUUUACUGUGAAAAACAUAACCUUAACAAGCUAGAGUGGUACUGUUCUCCCUGUAAGGAGCCAGUGUGUGCAAAAUGUCUUAUGGAAUCCCAUAAUGGGCAUAAAAUGGAUGAUCUGGCUAAAGUGCACAAGGAAAUAAAAACUGCACUCGGAGAAGAAAGGGAUAAAAUAGAGCGGAUACUUUUACCAAAAUUUGAAAAUAUGCUAAUUCAGGAGAAAACCAAGAAAGCAGAAAUAUUAAGCAGAACUGAGGAAGUGAAAAAACAAUUACAAAAUCACACAAAAUCAAUAAUUGAUCAGAUCAUAAGAAUGAAAGAGAAUUCUUUACAGAUUUUACAAGAAGAGAAAGAGGAGGCCAUUAAAUCUGUUGAAAAGACAGAAAAUGAAAUCAAAAGAAAACUUGAAACCUUGGAAAACAUGAACGAAGGAAUUAAAAAUAAUUUGGGUGCGAAACCAGGCAUAAUAUUUUUCAAGAAUCAAAACUUUAAAGUGCCUGAUGACCUACAGGAAACCCCUCCUAUAUUUAAUUACGAGCUUGGCGACUUUCAACCUGGUGAGAUAUCUUUAACCCCACAUCAGUUUGGAAUAUCUCCAAAAUUUAUAAAAUUGAAAGAAACCGUCAUGCUAGCUGAAAACGCACAUUUAAGGGAAUCGAAUGAAGUGCAGGAGAAAAGAUAUGAUCCAUGGGAUCAUCCUAAAAUUGGACGCAAAGAAUGGACGGCAAAAGCGAUGACUAAUAAAUUUUUAUAACAAUAUUUUUAAAAAGCAGAGAGAUGAUAUUCUUUCAACGGUAAUUUUAACAAACGGGUAUUUAGUAAGAUGAAAUGUUCACUUCAAAAUCCUGCAGUUAGUUUAGGAACAGAAAUAGAUAAUUAUAAAAUAUGUAUAAAAACUUAACAUUUUUUCCACUUUAAAAAAUAUAGGUGUUUCCUUAGAUUC